Phalaenopsis equestris is the source of this 1997-nucleotide messenger RNA. Its product is annotated as auxin transporter-like protein 2. The transcript has 8 exons. The record is from RefSeq and is a predicted model, not a curated record. Lineage: Eukaryota; Viridiplantae; Streptophyta; Magnoliopsida; Asparagales; Orchidaceae. The coding region runs from base 303 to 1757 and encodes 484 amino acids. Gene Ontology annotation, cellular component: plasma membrane.
UAAAGCAACAGCUCUGGCCUACAGUAAAAUCCCACCGUUAACGGAUUCAAAAACAGAGUUUUUUUGGUUUCUUCUCCUCUGUUAUAUAACCAGCGAACCAACGUAGCUGCCACUGACAAUCACCAUCCCCUGUUCUCCCUUCUUCCCCUUUCCAAAACCCUAACUGAAAUUUAUAGAUUCCUACUAUCUCUUUCCACUCAUAUAUCAUUCUCUGAUUCGUGUUUCCAAUAGCUCUGUUUCUUCACACUCCCCUGUUUUGCAUAAGCAUAGAGUACCUGGAAUUUGAAGCGAACUGAUCGAGAAUGGAGCCGCUGAAGCAGUCGGAGGAGGCGAUCGUUGGGAGCCAUGGCGAAACAGAACUUGGCAUCAUCGGCAAAGGUGAUGAUGAAGAAGGCGGCGUCCAGGAUGACCAAGCGCUGUUCAGCGUGAAGAGCUUCCUCUGGCAUGGGGGGUCCGUCUACGACGCUUGGUUCAGCUGCGCAUCAAACCAAGUGGCUCAGGUUCUGCUUACCCUGCCCUACUCGUUCUCCCAGAUGGGCAUGGCGUCGGGCGUUGUGCUUCAGAUCUUCUAUGGCUUGAUGGGUAGCUGGACUGCGUAUCUCAUCAGCGUUCUGUAUGUUGAGUAUCGAACGCGCAAGGAGAAGGAGAACGUCAGUUUCAAGAAUCAUGUUAUUCAGUGGUUUGAGGUGCUGGAUGGUCUGCUCGGGCCAUACUGGAAGGCCAUCGGUCUUGCCUUCAACUGCACCUUCCUCCUCUUCGGCUCUGUCAUCCAGCUUAUCGGCUGUGCCAGCAAUAUAUAUUACAUUAAUGAUCGGUUAGAUAAGAGGACAUGGACGUACAUAUUCGGAGCCUGCUGCGCCACGACCGUGUUUAUACCCUCGUUUCAUAACUACAGAAUCUGGUCCUUCCUCGGCCUCGGCAUGACCACCUACACCGCUUGGUUCCUCACCAUCGCUGCCUUCCUCCAUGGCCAAGAGCCCGGAGUGGCCCACAGCGGGCCGGAGAAGAUGGUGCUGUACUUCACCGGCGCCACCAACAUCCUAUACACGUUCGGGGGCCACGCCGUCACCGUGGAGAUCAUGCACGCCAUGUGGAAGCCACAAAAAUUCAAAUACGUCUACUUGAUCGCCACGUUAUACGUGUUCACCCUCACACUCCCAUCAGCAUCAGCCAUGUAUUGGGCAUUCGGCGACCGGCUCCUCGACCAUGCCAACGCCUUCUCCCUGCUCCCCAAGACAGGAUGGCGCGACGUCGCCGUGGUUCUGAUGUUGAUCCACCAGUUCAUCACCUUCGGUUUCGCCUGCACGCCGCUCUAUUUUGUUUGGGAGAAGGUGAUAGGCAUGCAUGACACUAAGAGCAUUGCCCUCCGAGCCCUCGCUCGCUUGCCAGUCGUCAUUCCCGUCUGGUUCCUCGCCAUAAUCUUCCCCUUCUUUGGUCCCAUCAACUCCGCCGUAGGCGCGUUACUAGUCAGUUUUACUGUCUAUGUCAUCCCCUGCCUCGCUCACAUGAUCACAUAUCGCCAUGCUGCUUCUCGCAAGAAUGCAGCAGAUAAGCUUCCAUUCUUUCUGCCUAGCUGGACGGGGAUGUACGCCCUGAACAUAUUUGUGGUGGUUUGGGUUCUGGUGGUUGGGUUUGGGUUUGGUGGAUGGGCUAGCGUCACCAACUUCAUCAGACAGAUUGACUCCUUUGGCUUAUUUGCGAAAUGCUAUCAGUGCACGAAACCUCCCGCUUCAGCGCCAUCGCCCAGCCACCACUGACCAUCGUCGCCGCCUUCUAAAGUCCAUUUCACCGAACACUCUGGCCGAGCCGGCCUCGCAGGAUUGGCUUCUCCGAGCCACAAUUUGUGCUACUGGGUGUGAAUUAUAAAGUUUAGAUUUGUCUAUUGGGUGCUUGUGUAUGAAAUCAUGCUUGGUUUGCCCCUGCUUGCACUAUGUAAUGUUCUUUAAUAUUAAACCCAAAUGAUCAAAGAAGCAAUGAAUCUAUUGAUUCUGCAGUCU